CCGUCAAUUAAAUAUGCCCGGGCGGAAAUGUGAUGAAACCUUUAUGUAAGUCACUUGACGACUUUUGCAAACGUCGAAGGACUGAUUAGACAAAUCAUGGCUUCAGCUCCGUCUCCAGCCGCUCACAAUCGCAGCAGAAGUGAAGAUGAGGAUGAUCCAGUGGAUCAGAUGAUCUCCAGGACCGGCUGUGCUGAGCUGCACCACGCUCUGCAGGACUGCAUGGCUGAGCAUCAGGACUGGAGGAAAUGUCAGACUGUAGUUCAGAAGUUUAAAGAGUGCAUGGCCACCUACCAAAACACUCGCAAAGAGCAACUUCUCAAACAAAGUACUUAAACCACACAAUCUGCCUAAUGCACAAGACUUGACAGUUCAGAAGAAUUUCAUCUCAUUUGCUUACCGAUGUGCAUGUUUUGUAAAUAACUCCAUGAAAGUUCUGCUGAAUUACACUGAUGUACAACAAACAGGAAUGUCUCAAAUAUUGCAUUAUUUGUUUUAGCAGGGAUGUGUACCAGAAGCAACUGAUGCAUGUACAGUUGAAGUCAGAAGUUUACAUGCACUAAAAAUUAACCACUCCACAGAUUUAAUAUUAGCAAAAUAUAGUUUUGGCAAGUCGUUUAGGACAUCUACUUUGUGCAUGACACGAGUAAUUGUUCUAACAUUUGUUUAUAGACAGAUUGUUUCACUUUUAAUUGACUAUAUCACAAUUCCAGUGCAUCAGAAGUUUACAUACACUAAGUUAACUGUUCCUUUAAGUAACUUGGAAAAUUCCAGAAAAUUAUGUAAAGCCAUUAAACAAUUAGCUUCUGAUAGGAGGUGUGCCUGUGGAUGUACUCAGUAACUCUUUCAUGACAUCAUGGGAUAAUCAAAAGAAAUCAGCCAAGACAGAAAAAAUGUUGUCGACCUCCACAACAUUCAACAUUUUGCCUGAAGGUACCACGUUCAUCUAUACAAACAAUAGUAUGCAAGUAUAAACACCAUGGGAACACGCAGCCAUCAUACAGUUCAGGAAGGAGAUGCAUUCUGUCACCUAGAGAUAGACAAAUAUCUUACUUUUUGGAGAAAUGUCUUCUGGUCUAAUGAAACAAAAAGUGAACUGUCUGGCCAUAAUGACCAUCAUUAUGUUUAGAGGGAAAAGGGUGAGACAAAUGGGUCUUCCAAAUGGACAAUGUCCCCAAGCAUACAAAGUUGUGGCAAAAUGGCUUAAGGACAACAAAGUCAAGGUAUUGGAGUGGCCAUCACAAAGCCCUGACCUCAAUCCGAUAGAACAUUUGUGGGCAGAACUGAAAAAGCAUAUACGAGCAAGGAGGCUUACAAACCUGAAUCAGUUGCACCAGUUCUGUUUGGAAGAAUGGGCCAAACUUCCAGCAACUUAUUGUGAGAAGCUUGUGGAAGGCUAAAAUAUUUGACCCAAGUUAAACAGUUUAAAGGCAAUGCUACCAAAAAAUAACUAAUUGUAUGUAAACCUCUGACCCACUGGGAAUGUGAUCAAAUUAAUAAAAGCUAAAAUAUAUAAUUCUCUCUGCUGUUAUUCUGACAUUUCACAUUCUUAAAAUAAAGUAGUGAUCCUAACUGACAUAAGACAGGGAAUGUUUCCUAUGAUUAAAUGUCAGGAAUUGUUUAUUGUUUAAAUUGUUUAUUGAACCAGUUAAAACUGUAUUCAUUUAUUCUGAUCUUGUGAGUUAAAUGUUUAUGUCAUUAAUGCUUGAAAUUAAGUUUGUAAACAAUAUACGCUGCACAUACAUAUACAUUUCUAUAAAACUUUUUUCUUCUGGCUGAAAGGUUUUAGAGAUGUUUGUACUUUUAGCAUAAUUAUAUAUUCUCAUGAACAGAAUUUGUUUUAUUUGAGCAAUAUUUUGUUUGAUUACAAACUCGUAUAACAUUUUAAUUGAGAAAUAUUUUCAUUAUUCAAACACCAAGCAUUUGAUCCUGUGCAA
Molecule: messenger RNA, 1934 nt
Organism: Xyrauchen texanus (razorback sucker)
Lineage: Eukaryota; Metazoa; Chordata; Actinopteri; Cypriniformes; Catostomidae
Gene: coa4
Product: cytochrome c oxidase assembly factor 4 homolog, mitochondrial
Exons: 2
Coding region: 97-333 (78 amino acids)
Biological process (GO): mitochondrial respiratory chain complex IV assembly
Cellular component (GO): mitochondrial intermembrane space
Source: RefSeq, a predicted model, not a curated record